This is a messenger RNA of Laccaria bicolor S238N-H82, 234 nucleotides long. RefSeq lists its product as uncharacterized. The coding region runs from base 1 to 234 and encodes 77 amino acids. The record is from RefSeq and is a predicted model, not a curated record. Lineage: Eukaryota; Fungi; Basidiomycota; Agaricomycetes; Agaricales; Hydnangiaceae. The transcript has a single exon.
AUGUGUUGGGCAGCUGCAUGUGUCGAUAUCUCGCCACUGGCACUCCCAUCACCAGAACAUGAGCUCACAGAUCCCAUGCAUGGCGUGACUGCCUCCAUUCCUGGCUCUCACUCUCGCAGUUUACUCCUUCGCCAGCUCUUUCCUGGUGGGCUGGUGGAUAUUGCGAUUGAGCUGAGAGAACCACCAUAUACCCUCCCCACAGAUGAAGAAUGUGGAGGGAUAACGGGCACAUGA